CCCCUCCCCCGCGUCUGCUCCGCCAUUUUCCUAAAAGCCAACAGUUCUCUGUGCUUUUACCGUACAGUUUCUCUGUCUGGUAAUACCAGCUUUCUUGAUUUUUCCUUAACAAAUUCAGGUUUGCUAAAACCUUCAUCAGCGCAUCAAAAUGUCGAGCGAGCAGGGUGACAACAAUACCGAGACAACUACCGAGCAGCAGCAACAGCAGGAAGAAAUCAACGGAAAACCCAAGAAUGGGUCCAGUUCCAGCAGGAAGGAGAGACCCCCUAAGAGAGGUGGAGGUGGUCGCUUUGAACCUUAUGGCAACUUGAACAAGAGAUACCGAGUGUUUGUCAGCAACAUCCCCUACGACGUGAAAUGGCAAGCCCUCAAAGACCUAAUGAAAGAGAAAGUGGGUGAUGUAACGUACGUGGAUCACUUAAUGGACGCAGAAGGCAAAUCGAGGGGUUGUGCUGUUGUUGAGUUCAGGACGGAAGAACUUAUGAGGAAGGCGGUGGAAACUGUCAACAAGUACAACUUCAAUGGCCGUCCUCUUAAAGUCAAGGAGGACCCUGAUGGUGUCAUUGCUCAAAGAGAGAUAAGCAAGUCUCAACAGGGAGGUCACCCAGGAGGCCAUGGAGGAAUGGGGGGCAUGGGAGGAAUGGGCGGUAUGGGGGGUAUGGGAGGAAUGGGGGGCAUGGAUCGCAUGGGACCUGGAUCAGGAGGCCCGAUGGUCAACAUCCCUCCCAGCCUGUUGAACAACCCCAACAUCCCCAAUGAGAUCAUUCAUGGUCUUCAGACUGGCAGGAUUGGAAGCACUGUAUUUGUAGCCAAUCUGGAUUACAAAGUGGGAUGGAAGAAGCUGAAAGAGGUAUUCGGCAUGGCAGGUGUUGUCGUGAGGUCGGACAUAUUGGAGGACAGGGAUGGGAAAAGCAGAGGAAUGGGCACUGUGACGUUUGAAAUGCCCAUUGAGGCAGUCCAAGCUGUCUCUAUGUUCAACGGGCAGCUCCUGUUUAACAGGACCAUGCACGUCAAGCUGGAUGAGAAAUCCCUCCCCAAAGAUUUCGGACAACCAGAUAGAGGGUCCUCUCUUCCCCGUGGACUGAGUGGUAUUGGUUUGGGCCUGGGUCCCGGUGGUCAGCCUAUUGAUGCUACCAUGCUCAACAGAGGCGGCGGCAACGUUGGUGGGAUGGGAAACAUGGGCCCCGGAGGAAUGGACAACAUGGGAUUUGGCAAUGUGGGCGGUCGCAUGGGAGGAGGAAUGGACAACUUUGGCGGAAUGAACAUGGAUCGGUUCGGUUCCUCUGGAAUGGGCAGAAUGAAUGGAAAUUCCCUUGGGAUGGACCGCAUGAGCUCUGGAAUGGACCGGCUAGGAGGCAGCUUGGACCGGAUGGGAGGAAUGGAUCGGAUGGGCAUGGAGCGGGUUGAUCGUGUGUCUGACCUGGACAGGAUGGGGUCCGGCUUUGACCGCAUCGGCUCUGGGAUGGACCGCCUUGGGCCAGGGAUGGACAGGCUUGGACCGGGCCUUGACCGUAUGUCAUCAAGCAUGGACCGCCUCGGCCCUGGAGGAUUUGAUCGACUUGGCCCAUCUAGUUUGGAUCGCAUGGGGAGCAGCAUGGACUUUGGCUCCUCCAUGGGUAUGGAUCGCAUGGGCAACACCGGGCUCGACAGGAUGGGAAGCAGCUUCGAUCGCAUGGGAUCUGCCGGAGGACUGGACCGUUUCUCUUCUGGUGGCCUUGACCGUAUGGGCACUGGCAUGGAGCGCAUGGGAUCUGGCAGUGUUGGCGGUCAGUUUGACCGCUCCGGAGAUAUGGAUCGUGGAUUUGGUGGGAAUUCCUUUGGAGCAGCUGGAGCCGGAGGACCCGGAAGUGGUGGAGCAAACAUGAGGAAGGGAUGCCAGAUCUUUGUUAGAAAUCUGCCUUUUGAUUUCACUUGGAAAAUGCUGAAGGAUACCUUUAAUACAUGUGGUAUGGUUCAGUAUGCUGAUAUUAAAAUGGAAAAUGGAAAAUCCAAGGGCUGUGGUAUGGUCCGUUUUGACAACCCCGAAACUGCUGAGCGCGCCUGCAGAACCAUGAACGGCUAUCGCCUGAACGGAAGAGAAAUCGACGUUAGGAUUGAUAGGAAUGCUUAAUUCACAUGUCUGUGUUGCAUCAGAUUUAGUCCAUGAUGUUUAAAACGAUCUGCAUUAUCAGAUUUGUCUUUCCAGUAUACUUUGUUUAGGACAUGUUUGUAGAAUUUCAUGUUUUAGUUUCACCUUUUUAGUUAGCAAAUUAUAGCAAUGAAUGUGUUUUUAGUUUUUGGUUAUUGUACUUUUUAGUGACCAAACUUUUAAUUUUUUUUCUGUCAUGCAUCCCCUGUCAUUGCCUUUGAACUGUGAGGUGUUUUGCUAAAUAAAUCUCAAAGAUGUAUAAA
Molecule: messenger RNA, 2391 nt
Organism: Cyprinodon tularosa
Lineage: Eukaryota; Metazoa; Chordata; Actinopteri; Cyprinodontiformes; Cyprinodontidae
Gene: hnrnpm
Product: heterogeneous nuclear ribonucleoprotein M
Exons: 15
Coding region: 149-2110 (653 amino acids)
Biological process (GO): alternative mRNA splicing, via spliceosome; regulation of mRNA stability involved in response to oxidative stress
Cellular component (GO): post-mRNA release spliceosomal complex; nucleus; cytoplasm
Molecular function (GO): mRNA binding
Source: RefSeq, a predicted model, not a curated record